AUGGUCAUCUGCCAGACGAAAUAUUUCGCAGCAUGCAUGCUCGGCGGCAUCGUGGCAUGCGGGCCGACUCACACGCUCGUGACACCGCUCGACCUCGUCAAGACGCGCCGUCAAGUGGUGCCGGGGAUCUACAAGUCGAAUCUCCAGGGCUGGAGCUCCAUCUACGGCAAAGAGGGCCUCCGCGGCGUCUUCUUCGGCUGGACGCCCACGUUUGUGGGCUACUCGUUCCAGGGCCUGGGCAAGUACGGCUUCUACGAGAUCUUCAAGCACCUGUACGGCGACAACAUGUUCCCCAACAGCAACCGCACGCUGGUGUACCUGGGCGCGAGCGCCAGCGCCGAGUUCCUCGCCGAUUUGCUGCUCUGCCCGUGGGAGGCCAUCAAGGUGCGCAUGCAGACCACGCUGCCGCCGUACGCCAACAACCUGCGCGAAGGCUGGAGCAAGAUCGUCGACAAGGAGGGCUUCGCCGGCCUGUACAAGGGCUUGUAUCCGCUGUGGGGCCGCCAGAUCCCCUACACCAUGUGCAAGUUCGCCACCUUCGAGGAGACGGUCAAGAUCAUCUACAAGCAGCUCGGCAAGCCCAAGGAGAGCUACAACAGCCUGCAGCAGACGGCCGUGAGUUUCUCCGCCGGGUACAUUGCGGGCAUCGCCUGUGCCGUGGUCAGCCAUCCCGCAGACGUCAUGGUCAGCAAGUUGAAUUCAGACCGCAAAGCCGGCGAGGGCGCCGGCAGCGCCAUGUCCAGGAUCUACAAGAACAUCGGCUUCUCGGGCCUGUGGAACGGUCUCCCCGUCAGGAUCGUCAUGAUCGGCACGUUGACCGGCUUCCAAUGGUUGAUCUACGACUCCUUCAAGGUCUAUCUCGGUCUGCCGACCACGGGCGGACACUAG
This is a messenger RNA of Cladophialophora carrionii CBS 160.54, 888 nucleotides long. RefSeq lists its product as uncharacterized. The record is from RefSeq and is a predicted model, not a curated record. Lineage: Eukaryota; Fungi; Ascomycota; Eurotiomycetes; Chaetothyriales; Herpotrichiellaceae. Gene Ontology annotation, molecular function: phosphate transmembrane transporter activity. Gene Ontology annotation, cellular component: mitochondrial inner membrane. The transcript is spliced from 3 exons. Bases 1 to 888 code for a protein of 295 amino acids. Gene Ontology annotation, biological process: mitochondrial phosphate ion transmembrane transport.